Molecule: messenger RNA, 2549 nt
Organism: Cucurbita pepo subsp. pepo (vegetable marrow)
Lineage: Eukaryota; Viridiplantae; Streptophyta; Magnoliopsida; Cucurbitales; Cucurbitaceae
Gene: GLE1
Product: nucleoporin GLE1-like protein
Biological process (GO): poly(A)+ mRNA export from nucleus
Cellular component (GO): nuclear pore; cytoplasm; nuclear pore cytoplasmic filaments
Molecular function (GO): translation initiation factor binding; phospholipid binding; inositol hexakisphosphate binding
Source: RefSeq, a predicted model, not a curated record
AGGUCACCCUUUCGAAAAUCACUUGGAACAACUCGAGUAAUUUAGGAAAUGGAAGUGUGAAGUCUUUAGUCGCGAGGGUUCUCUUCUUCACUUUUCUGAACCUUCUUCUUCGGCAGCUCUUCUUGCUGGACGAUGAGCCGCGGUGCUGUUCCGUCGAUUGUGCAAGAGGAAGACACAGCUGCUCUUUGUCUCGUGAUCCGAUGAAUUGCUGAUUUCAACUAUGUUUUUUAAAAAAAUUCUCGAAUCGAUAUCUCUCUCUGAAGUUUCAGACUAGUUGUUUCUCCUCCUGUUCCGAUUGUCCUGGGACUGAUUCUUUUUCUCUUCUGCACAGCCCCGGAUCCGCCAGGGGCGUCCUUUUGGUCAUUGAAGCGUUCGAAGUUUGCUUAUUGAAGCCAUGAGUCCGGUGAAGUUGACCCUUCGCUGCCCUUCUAGGGUAGGACAAGUUACAGCUGAUCCACAGCCUGAUUUUAGCUUUGAUGAUUUGCGAGUGGAACUUUAUUCUUUGGAGGAGAAGCUAAAGACGUCCACAACUCCUUUCACAAAAACAUGUUCACGAGACUUUCCACUCAUAAAAACUACGAAGAGAAGCUCCAAGCCUUUUGUAAUGGGUGUGUACGAGGAUGAGCUACAGAACAUAUUUAACGAUGGUGAAGUAGUUUGUGACCAAGGUUCAAAUGCUAAGCGCUUUAAUUGUGAUGGAUGUUUUCUCAGCGAUAGCGAAGAUUCUGACAAUGAAUCAACUCUUGAAACACGAGCCCAUCUGAUGGAGGAUGUGGAUUUAGUGGAAAGUUCUUUAGCUCAGCUAACAGAUGAUCAUCUGCUUAACACGAAGGAGGAAAUCAGGAACCAACUUGGAAGGUUGGAGACCAACCUCACUACUUUAAAUGAAAAGUCCAGUGCUGCAGCCUCUCAAAUUGAGAAAUACUAUGAGGCAAGACGAGAAGCUGACCGGAGACUCGAUACUCAAUAUCAACGCGAGAUUGCUGAAGGCCUUGAUAAGUACUUGACUACUGUUCAGCGUCACCACGAACAAAUAUCACAAAGAGAAGAAAGAAAAAUAAGAAGUGAUGCGGCUUUUGAGGAAGCCAAAAGAAAGGAGAAGGCCAUGCUAGAAGAAAAAAAACGUCUAGAAAAGGCUAAAGCAGAAGCUGAGGCAAAAGCUAAAGCUGAGGAGGCAAUGAAAGCUGCUAUAGAAGCUGAGAGUAGGGCAAUGAAAGAAGUAGCUGAAAGGGAAGCCGCUGAAAACUUAAAAAAGGUUGAUGCUGUACAAGCGCAAGAAACUAUUGUUGGGGCACCAACCACCAAACCAGUAAACUCAGUCGGACAACCUAAAGGAACUGCUCUGGAUGGAACAAAUGUGUCAAGAUCACCAGGUACCAUGGUUAGAGCCUCAAGAAAUGCUUUGACUUUAGAGCAGGAGAGACUACAAAAACUUAAGGAGGUAGAGGAGGGAAACCAAGCAUUGAGAUUGAGUUCAAAUAAGGAUUUUAGCACCCAUGAAAGACAUAUUGCUAGACUAAUUAGACAAAUAGUGGGGACAAAAGAGAAUGUCAGUACAAAAACCAGUCAACUUCUCAAGAUUUUCAUGGAUCCUCUUUGUCCACAAACUAUUAGCAUUGCAGCAUUUGCGAAGAAGGUCGUUUCUCAAUGUGAAAGUUCAGAAAAUGCAGUUUUUGCAUGCAGUCAUGUCAUUGUUCUCGUUACCUCACAGGUCCCAAGUGCUAUGGUUCUUCUUCUAGCAGAGUUCCAUAGAGCUUGCAUCUACACAGUUCCGAAGCACGUAGGAUACUCAGAGGCCGCAUUUGAAUCCAAAGAGUCAUAUUACAAAACUCUUGGAUUCCGAGAGGAUGUAGAUGGAAAAAUGGAGAGUGUUAAGGAUUAUUUGAAGCGGCUAGAAGCAUACAUGAAACUGUAUGGGGCAUUGGUUCAGACAGAAGUUCCUGGUGCCCGUAACAUACAUGGUCUUGAGGAAGGUUGGGCAUGGCUCGCAAGAUUUCUAAAUGCAGUUCCCCCCAAUAUAUACACUGCAACCGCGCUCUAUGCAUUCUUACAAGUAGCAGGCUUUGCACUGUUCAGAAAAUAUAAAUCUCAGUUCAGGAAGCUUCUGAACAUCAUCUCCGACAACUUCUUGAGUGCACUAAGAGGAAAGGAGAACCCAGGGUUGAAACAGAUAAUCGUGCAGAUUGAAUCCUAUUUGGAAGACAGGAAAUUCCUUCAAGAACCAGAAGGAAGGACCUUGCGGGGUUCCUUGUUGUCCAGUGGUAUGGUGCCGGAGUCAGAGUACACAAAAGAUUCAUACAGCCGUUCAGGUAAUUCAUAUUUCUACUGAUACCACCCAGUCUCCUGGACAAUUUUGUUAUAGUUUAGCUGAGGGAAUGUGACCCAUUUAUAACCUAGGCAUUCUUCUCAGUAUAAAAGAAAAAUUCAGCAUUGUUGAAGAAGUGUACGCUAGAAUAUGGUGUUUGAACUUGUAACUCUGUUUAAUGACAAUGAGGAAUUUUAUAGAAGGAAAAAAGUUUGCUCAGUUGAUAAACAAGUUGAAAGAUUUA